Molecule: messenger RNA, 2027 nt
Organism: Nerophis ophidion (straightnose pipefish)
Lineage: Eukaryota; Metazoa; Chordata; Actinopteri; Syngnathiformes; Syngnathidae
Product: oocyte zinc finger protein XlCOF8.4-like
Exons: 2
Coding region: 357-1064 (235 amino acids)
Cellular component (GO): nucleus
Source: RefSeq, a predicted model, not a curated record
AGUACAAGGAGGAACUUUGUCGAACAAAAGAGGAGAAGGAGCGACAACAUCAACUACUGGACGCUGUUUUCAAGGAACAUCAAGUUGUGUUACACAUCCAGCCUUCCAUCCCUCUUCUGCUUAUCUGAGGUCGGGUCGCGGGGCCAGCAGCCUAAGUAGGGAAGCCCAGCCUUUCCUUUCCCCAGCCACUUCAUACAGCUCUUUCUAGGGGAUCCCGAGGCGUUCCAAGGCCAGCCAGUUUCUAACAUAAUAGUGAGAGUCCAGUCCAUAGUGGGGCCAGCCAGAGACCAUCCCGAGCGCAGACAGACGUCUGUGAAGAACAUCUUCACCCUCAGCAACAGAAGUGGAGCUUCAGGAUGCAGACGGAGGAGCCACAGCCCUCCCACAUUAAGAAGGAAGAGGAAUACCUUCAGAUCUCCCAUUUUAAAAAGGAAGAGGAAAACCCAAUAAUCCCCCAGUUUAAAGAGGAAGCGGUAGAUCCACAGAGUCCACACAUUAAGGAGGAAGAGGAGGACCCACUGACCCCUCACAAUAAAGAGGAAGAGGAAGAACACAGCAUCAAUCAGCAGGGAGAGCAUCUUGAAGGACUGGAGGAGGUUGAUGUCACCAAGAUGCCAGUGACUGGUGUCCCUGUGAAGAGUGAAGAUGAUGAGGUGAAAGGUGAAAGUGAGGAGAGGGGAGGGGGGGAGCCUCCAAGCAGCAGCUCAACACAACACAUGACAACAGAAGCUGAUGGAGACCACUGUGGAGGAUCACAAGCAGACAAGCUCUUAGCUCCACUAUCAGAUAGUGAGGACACAACGUCACACUCUCCUGACACUGAUGAUGAAGACUCUAAAGAUGAUAAGACAUGUCACACUGACAACACUCACUUCACUUGUUCUCUCUGUCACAAAACCUUUAAAUACCAUAGUCUUCUGAAAACCCACAUGAGAACACACACUGGAGAAAAACCCUUUUCUUGUUCACUCUGUAGUAAAGGUUUUACACAAAGUUGGAGUUUGAAAUUGCACAUGAGAAUACACAGUGGUAAAAAAACAUUUUGUCUGUUCAACCUGUGGUAAAGGUUUUACACAAAGUACAGAUGUGAAAAUACACAUGAGAACACACACUGGUGAAAAACCUUUUUCCUGUACAACCUGUGGUAAAGGUUUUACAGAAAGUCAAAAUUUGAAAAGACACAUGAGAACACACACUGGUGAAAAACCUUUUUCUUGCUCAGAAUGUGGUAAAGGUUUUGUACAAAGUCCCCUUUUAAAAGUACACAUGAGAACACACGCUGGUGAAAAACCUUUUGUCUGUUCAAUCUGUGGUAAAGGUUUUGUACAAAGUCCCCUUUUAAAAGUACACAUGAGAACACACACUGGUGAAAAACCUUUUGUCUGUUCAAUCUGUGGUAAAGGUUUUACAGAAAGUCGAUGGUUGAAAGUGCACAUGAGAACACACACUGGUGAAAAACCGUUUUCCUGUUCAAUCUGUGGUAAAGGUUUUACAGAAAACUGGUGUUUGAAAGUACACACUAGAACACACACUGGAGAGAAAUCCCAUUCCUGUUCAAUCUGUAACAGAAGCUUUUGUGAAGGAUCAAAUCUUUCACAGUACACAUGAGAAGACACCCAGGAGAGAAAGUGUUGAGUUGCAGUGUGUGUGGUGAAAGAUUGUCUUCUAAGUAGCAGUGUAAGAAACACAAGUGUGCUGGUGAGAACAGCAGCAGCAAAUGAAACUGCAGGAUUUGAAAUAAACUGUCCAGACUUUCAUUUUGACUUUCUAACAACAUCAGCACAUAUAACAUGUGUGACAUUGUUGUUUGUCUAACAAUCUUUUUAAUAUGCUUCCACGUUUAUAGAUUAGAUAUUUUAUAUGAAUGAUUUUAUCAGUCAAGCACAUGCAUUAAUAUGCAACAUUGUGUACUUUUAUUAAAAAAUGGACAGAACAAUUUGAGUAGAUUAGAUAGUAAACAGUACAACACAUAUUUUACAUGCAAUAAACAUUUUGUGUGUAUGUAUACACACACACACACACACAUA